AUGUUCUGAUAGUGUAUGUCAUCAGCCGAACACCGGCGGCGUGGGUUUCUCUUGUCAAUCUGGAAACUGUUGCUGUUCCCUCUGUUUAAGAAAAGAAUAGCAAAUUACCAACUGCUUGAGUCAAAAUGACGGAGCGGAAAGGAACAGCAAAGUUGGACUUUUUGAGAAAGAUUGAACAAGAGAUCCAAGAUAAGUGGGAGAAAGACAGAGUGUUUGAGCAUGAUGCACCAACGACAAUUGGGGAAAGCACAAACAAAAACAAGUAUUUUGUCACCUUCCCCUAUCCAUACAUGAAUGGUCGGUUGCAUCUUGGACACACCUUCAGCUUGUCAAAAUGUGAGUUUGGUGUUGGUUACCAGGCUCUGAAAGGCAAGAACUGCCUUUUCCCAUUUGGACUGCACUGCACAGGAAUGCCAAUCAAAGCCUGUGCAGACAAACUGAAGCGAGAGAUGGAGCUUUAUGGAAACCCUCCACAGUUUCCUGAUGAGGAGGAGGAAGAAAGGGAGAAGCCCCAAACAUCUGAUGAAAUCAUCAUCAAAGACAAAGCCAAGGGAAAGAAGAGUAAAGCAGUGGCGAAAUCAGGGUCUGCAACCUUCCAGUGGGACAUUAUGAGAUCUUUGGGCCUAAAAGAUGAGGAAAUAGCCAAGUUUGCUAAUGCUGAACACUGGCUGGAGUACUUCCCUCCUCUGGCUGUCAAAGACCUCAAACAGAUGGGAGUCAAGGUGGACUGGAGGCGUUCAUUCAUCACUACAGAUGUGAACCCCUUCUAUGACUCCUUUGUUCGGUGGCAGUUCAUCACAUUGAAGGAGAGAAAAAAGAUUAAAUUUGGCAAAAGGUAUACCAUAUAUUCCCCCAAGGAUGGUCAGCCAUGCAUGGACCAUGACAGACAAACAGGAGAGGGAGUUGGACCUCAGGAGUACACUCUUAUCAAGAUGAAGAUAGUUGAGCCGUACACUGCAAAAUUCAAGUCUAAAGUCUUUUAUAGCAGUGGCAUGAAAGGCAAAAAUAUCUUUCUGGUAGCUGCCACCCUGAGACCGGAGACUAUGUUCGGGCAAACUAACUGCUGGGUGAGGCCUGACAUGAAGUAUCUUGCCUUUGAGACUGUGAAUGGAGACAUUUUCAUCUGCACCAAAAGGUCUGCCAGGAACAUGUCUUACCAGGGUUUCACCAAGGAGAAUGGAGUGGUGCCAGCGGUCAUGGAAAUACUGGGACAGGACAUCCUUGGAUCUGCUCUGAGUGCUCCUCUGACUUCUUACAAGAUAAUCUACGCUCUGCCAAUGCUCACCAUCAAGGAAGACAAAGGUACUGGAGUUGUUACCAGUGUACCUUCUGAUGCUCCUGAUGACAUUGCCGCUCUCAGGGACAUCAAGAAAAAACAGGCCCUAAGAGAGAAGUAUGGAAUUGAGGACAAGAUGGUGUUGCCCUUUGAGCCGAUCCCCAUCAUAGAGAUCCCAGGCUAUGGGAACUUGUCUGCUCCUUCGGUCUGUGAUGAACUGAAGAUUCAGAGCCAGAAUGACAAAGAGAAACUGGUCGAGGCCAAGGAAAAGGUCUACCUUAAGGGAUUUUAUGAAGGGAUCAUGCUGGUUGAUGGAUAUAAAGGCCAAAAAGUCCAGGAUGUCAAGAAACCUAUUCAGAGGAUGAUGGUGGAGAAGGGUGAAGCCAUGAUCUACAUGGAGCCCGAAAAACAGGUCAUGUCACGUUCAGCUGACGAGUGUGUUGUGGCCCUUUGUGACCAGUGGUAUUUGGACUACGGAGAUGCAGAGUGGAAGCAGCAGGCCAAUGAAGCCCUCAAGUCUUUGGAAACAUUUUGUGAUGAGACCCGAAGAAACUUUGAGGCAACCUUGGCGUGGCUGCAGGAACAUGCAUGCUCCCGAACCUAUGGGCUUGGAACGCGGCUGCCUUGGGAUGAGCAGUGGCUGAUUGAGUCUUUAUCAGACUCCACUAUCUACAUGGCAUACUACACUGUAGCCCACCUCCUCCAGGGUGGAGUGCUUAAUGGACAGGGAGCCUCACCACUGGGCAUCAAGCCGGAGCAGAUGACCAGAGAAGUAUGGGACUUUAUCUUCUUUAAGACGUCUCCAUUCCCGAAGACGAACAUCCCCAAAGAGCAUCUGCAGAGACUGAGGAGGGAAUUUCAAUACUGGUAUCCUGUAGACGUCCGUGUGUCCGGCAAAGACCUGGUGCCUAAUCAUUUGUCGUACUACCUGUACAACCAUGUAGCCAUGUGGCCGAAAGACAGUGGGAAGUGGCCUCAGGCAGUGCGAGCCAAUGGACAUUUACUGCUCAACUCUGAAAAGAUGUCCAAAUCAACUGGAAACUUCCUCACUCUGAGCCAAGCCAUCGACAAGUUCUCUGCAGACGGUAUGCGUCUAGCUCUAGCCGACGCCGGGGAUACGGUGGAAGAUGCCAACUUUGUGGAGACCAUGGCUGACGCUGGAAUCCUGCGCCUUUACACCUGGGUGGAGUGGGUGAAGGAGAUGAUUGCCAACCAGAACAAUCUGAGGACAGGACCUAUGGAUACUUUUAAUGACCGAGUCUUUGCCAGUGAGAUGAAUGCAGGCAUCUUAAAGACUGAACAGCACUAUGACAGAAUGAUGUACAAGGAGGCUCUCAAGAGCGGCUUCUUUGAAUUCCAGGCAGCCAAAGAUAAGUACCGUGAGUUGGCCAUUGAGGGCAUGCACAGAGACCUUGUUUUCCAGUUCAUUGAGAGACAAACUCUGCUGCUGGCCCCCAUCUGCCCCCACCUCUGUGAAUAUACAUGGAGUCUGCUGGGCAAGUCUGGUUCUCUGAUGAAGGCGUCAUGGCCCGUGGCGGGUCCAGUUGACGAGAUCCUGAUCCGUUCAUCUCAGUACCUCAUGGAGACGGCGCAUGACCUCAGACUGCGACUCAAAGCGUACAUGCUACCUCCCAAAAACAAGAAGGGUGACUCAAAGCCCCCAGCAAAGCCCUCUCACUGCAUGAUCUAUGUAGCAAAGAGCUACCCUCCAUGGCAACACAGUGCCUUAUCCCUGCUCGGCAAACACUACAAGAGCAACAACGGAGUCCUUCCCGACAACAAGGUGAUAGCAAGUGAGUUGGGAGCACUGCCAGAACUGAAGAAGUACAUGAAGAGAGUAAUGCCCUUUGUAGCCAUGAUCAAGGAGAACCUGGAGAAGAAUGGGGCCAGAGUUUUGGAUCUGGAGCUGGAGUUUGAUGAGCGGGCUGUGCUGAUGGAGAACCUUGUCUACCUGACUAAUUCUCUGGAGCUGGAGCAGAUCGACAUCCUGUUUGCAUCCGAGGCUGAUGACAAAGUAAAAGAGGACUGUUGCCCAGGGAAACCGUUCUGUGUUUUCAGAUCAGAGCCUGGAGUGUGUGUGUCCCUCAUCAACCCCCAGCCGUCUAACGGCCUGUUUUCUACAAAGGUUGACAUCCGUCAGGGGGACAGCAGAGACAGCGUCAUCCGUAGGCUAGCCAAGGUCAACAGACUCAUUAAAGAUUUGUCCAGAGUGAAGCUGAUGAGGUACGAGGACCCCGUGCUGGGGCCUCGCCGGGUGCCCGUCUUGGGACAGGAGGAGCAGGGCAAACUGCCCAUUUCCAACAAAUCUGUCUUCAGCAUCAAUCUGGAGGAGAAGAAAAUCACUCUGGCUGACAACGGCCUCACGGUGGAUGUUGGGGACACUUUGGUUUACCUGGUUCAUUAGAGUUAACAUCCAGAUACACACAGAGGCAUAGCAGGGCAGUUCAGCGGUGAAUAAGGUGUAAAAUGUUGAAAUAUAUCAUGACAUUUUGCGAGAAAAUGGGUUAUUUUGACACUGCUAAUAAUUCCUUCUUUUACAGUAUUUGCUGUAUAUAUGUUCAUUAUUAUAGUCAGUAAGCGGUGGAAAGGAAGCGUGAACGUAUGUUUUUUAUUAUUUAUGUUCCUAUACCCACACCAUCUGCUACUGCGUGUGGUGUUAGAUUGGACAGAUAUACGGCUCCACACUGUUUUGCACCUUUUCACUGCUGAAUGCACCCACAGGAAAUAUGUGAAGCUAAUGGGACCUGAAAAGUUUUGACUAUUUUUUUUUCCACUGCAGGCUGUCACAGUCGCAGUACAUUCAGGCCUAGGUUUGGUAUGAGAAGGCUGGGUUUUCAUUAAAUAAAUCAGGGUAUUUAGCAGUAAAACGUAUUCUUAUUCAUGUUACGGUUGUAUGGUAGAACAGCAUAACCCACAUACAAUUCCUUUUCACCGUUUGUCAGGUUUGAUUGUACGUCAGUCUUCUUCCUGUGUCACAGCGCACACAAUAAAUGAGAUGUCUUUAUAAGAUAACUUUAAAUAAAGUUCUGAGGAAAGGCAUAAACAAACAUCUGCGAUUAUUCUGCUUUAUCACUGUCCGACAUUGCAUUUUUUUUUAUUACAUUAUGAGACCGCACACAUAUCUUGUUGUUUUCAUAUAGAUGGUAAUGUGUCUGCUGUGUUGUUUUAUAUGUCGAAGGUGAGCCAUAUAUAUUGUUCCCUCCUGUUUUGUCAGACAGGCCUGUCAGACAGCAAUUCUUAUUUUCUAGCAGGGGACGACGCUUGUCUGACUUGUGUUUUUUCUUCUUUUUUUCAGAGAAAUAACUAAACCUUUGAAAUAUUCA
Sphaeramia orbicularis (orbiculate cardinalfish) is the source of this 4599-nucleotide messenger RNA. RefSeq names its product leucyl-tRNA synthetase 1b (gene lars1b). Lineage: Eukaryota; Metazoa; Chordata; Actinopteri; Kurtiformes; Apogonidae. Gene Ontology annotation, biological process: leucyl-tRNA aminoacylation. Gene Ontology annotation, molecular function: ATP binding; leucine-tRNA ligase activity; aminoacyl-tRNA deacylase activity. The record is from RefSeq and is a predicted model, not a curated record.